AUGGAGAUUGAAGAAAUCACAGUUUCAGAUAUGCCUCAAAGAUCAAUGAUCACAAGCCCCGUACCUCUGUAUAAAACCCGCAACGACGGCGCAGUUUCGAUUCCUCCUUCGCCAUUGUCCGUCACGUUCUCCGCAUCCAUGAUGCUCGAGAACAUCGAAAAUGCAGAGACUAUUGUCGCGAAAUGGGAUCCGCGCAACAAUUCGAUGGAGAAAUUCAUCUCUCUGUUUCAGGAAAAUCGGCGAGAGGCCAAGGAGUUCGCCAAGUGCGUCGAUGGCCUGCGCAAGGCUAUGCACUAUUUGGUCGCGCAACAUGCCGGCUCGAACCAGCUCGUCGUCGCCAACAAGCUCAUGAAAACUGCCAUGCUUCGGCUGGAGAAGGAAUUCUAUCACAUCCUUGCAACAAACAACAAAUACCUGAAUGCUGAAUCCAUUUCCAGUGAAUCCUCACACCUGUCUCGAUCACUGUCCUCUGGAAAUUCGGAUGAGGAUGAAUACUACGAUGAUGAUUAUGUAGCUUCUGAAAAUGGCGGAGAUGUUCAUCAAUCGAAGGUUGAGCGGACUAUGUCCGACCUGAGAAUCAUUGCUGAAAGCAUGAUUAGCUCUGGAUACAGCCAGGAGUGUGGAAAAAUUUACAGAAUCACAAGGAAAUCUAUUGUGGAAGAAGAACUUUACCGUCUCGGAAUUAGGGCUUACACUCAGUCGCAGAUCAACAGGAUGGAUCACGAGGCUGUCAAGCAUCAGGUCGGAAAGUGGAUUGAUGCAGCGAAAUCUGCAGUGACGCUGCUAUUUCGCGGUGAAAGGAUGUUGUGCGAUCAUGUGUUUGCUGUCUCGGAGACGAUUAGGGAAACGUGUAUUGCUCAUGCCGCCAUGGAAGGAGGACUCAACCUGUUCCGAUUCCCGGAGCUUUUGGCCAAGAGCAAACGAUUUCCUAACAAAAUCUUCCUUCUGAUGAAUUUAUACGAGGCGAUCUCCAAUCUCUGGCCGGAAAUCGAAGCGAUCUUCUCGUACAAAUCGUUAUCGCCGAUAAAACUGCAAGCGCUCGCCUCGAUGAACAAGCUUACAGAGGCGAUUCAAACGAUUCUCGCUGAAUUCGUCUCCUCCGUGCAGAAAAACUCAUCCAAAACGGCGGUUCCCGGCGGCGGAAUCCAUCCUAUGACGAAUUCAGUGAUGGAAUACGUCGCGCUAUUAGCGGAUUACAGCGAAACUCUCUCCAAUGUCCUCGCCGGAGACGGCGAUGAAAGUGCGCCGGCGCAGUCGCCGUUCCCUGAAUCGUACUUCGAUAGCCCUAGCCAGACCUCGGGAGUAUCAUUCCGCCUUGCCUGGAUCAUUCUCGUCCUACUCUGCAAGCUCGACAGCAAAGCGGAGCUUUACAAGGACAUCGGACUGUCGUACCUCUUCUUAGCCAACAAUCUCCAGUUCAUAAUCGACAAAGUUAGCACAAGCACUCUGAGAUUCCUCCUAGGGCAAGACUGGAUAACAAAGCUCCAGAAAAAGGUGAAUCUCUACGCCACCAAAUACGAGUCCGUCGCGUGGGGGAAAGUCCUCUCGUCUCUUCCGACGGAGACUGAAGUCUCACCGUCGCCGUCGCCGUACACCGUCAAAGAGCGAUUCCGGCGAUUCUACUCCGCCUUCGAGGCGGCGUACCGGAAACAGAUCACGUGGGUGGUCCCUGACUCGAAGCUUCGAGACGCAAUCAAGUUGUCGAUCUCGAGGAAGCUUGUGCCGGCGUAUCGAGAAUUCUACAGCAGCUAUUCGGCGACGCUGAGCGAGGAGAAGAAUCUGGACGCGAUGGUGAAACUGUCGCCGGAUAACUUAGGGAACUUCUUGUCGGACUUGUUCUACACGACGGAUUUGGUGCGGUGGAACUCGCUGGCUUCGUCGUCGGUGGGUCGGGUGAAUCCCGGCGGCGGUUGUCGCAUCGUGUGCGGCGGAGUAAUGGCGGGAAGAUGAAUCCUGAAUUGAAUUACGAAAGAUAUUUUGAAAGGAAAGAGAUGAUGAAAAACUGUUGGUAGUUACGGAAAAAUAAUAACCGAACCUAAACUUUGGUGUAAAAAUAUCUUUUGCCAAAUUUAUGGUCAUUACGUCGUGAAUUCAAACUUUGCCAAUAUUACGAAAUGAAUUUAUUUACUCCAUCCUUUCUUGUUUGAUGGAUGUCUGGUCUGUAGACAAC
Molecule: messenger RNA, 2170 nt
Organism: Andrographis paniculata
Lineage: Eukaryota; Viridiplantae; Streptophyta; Magnoliopsida; Lamiales; Acanthaceae
Product: exocyst complex component EXO70H1-like
Exons: 2
Coding region: 1-1950 (649 amino acids)
Biological process (GO): exocytosis
Cellular component (GO): exocyst
Molecular function (GO): phosphatidylinositol-4,5-bisphosphate binding
Source: RefSeq, a predicted model, not a curated record